This is a messenger RNA of Vitis riparia (riverbank grape), 2055 nucleotides long. RefSeq names its product protein NTM1-like 9. Gene Ontology annotation, biological process: regulation of DNA-templated transcription. Gene Ontology annotation, molecular function: DNA binding. The record is from RefSeq and is a predicted model, not a curated record. NCBI's taxonomy places the organism in Eukaryota, Viridiplantae, Streptophyta, Magnoliopsida, Vitales, Vitaceae. Bases 133 to 1431 code for a protein of 432 amino acids. The transcript is spliced from 6 exons.
UGGGAGAGGGACGUAGUACCCCUAAUGCUAUGUUAUAUCGAUAGUUUUAUUCAGUUCCACCAUUGAGUUUCUUCUUCUUCUUCAUCCUAGUAAUAAUCGUAGUAGUGUUUGUUUUUUUUAUUCCCAAUUAUUAUGUCAGAAGGAGGAAAGAUAGGCAGGGAUUUGGAAAAAUUACCAGUGGGAUUUAGAUUUGCUCCCACCGAUGAAGAACUGAUUGAUAACUAUUUGAAGCCGAAGAUACUGGGCAUGGAUUUCAAGGUAGAGAACAUCCCUGAGGUUGAUAUCUGCAAAUGGGAUCCGUGGGAAUUACCAGGUUCUUCAGUGAUGAAAGCAGAUGAUCCUGAGGGGUUCUUCUUCAGUCUUCUUGAUUACAAGUAUUCAAAAGGCAGUCGUUCCAACAGGACAACAAAGGCUGGCUACUGGAAACCCACCGGUAAGGAUCGUGACAUCUUGUCUGGGACCAACAAAGAGGUGAUUGGUACCAAGAAAACUUUGGUUUUCUAUAUAGGCCGUAGUCCUGCUGCCACCAGGACCAACUGGGUUAUCCACGAGUAUCGUACAGAUAUUGCGGCCCUUCCUGCCAAAAGGCCCUAUGUUCUGUGUCGCUUAAAGAGAAAAACAGAUGAGAAUACAGGUUCUGAUAUUCCAAUCCCUGAUGAAGCUGUUGCAGGUGGGUUCUCUCCAGAAAUUAACUUUAAUGGUACUGGGAUUCAUCUGAGUGGCCAAGCCAACAACAAGACCUUAGGUGCUGGGCCGAGCCACCAUUCUAGCAAUGUUGGAAAUUCCCAAGUAGAGGAAAUGACUUUAGAUGAGUAUCCUCAGCUACAAGGUUUAUUAAAUGAUUUCACAUCUACUCCACCGGGUUCUGAUUGGUUCUCUAAAAUACAGCUAGGACUUGGCUUGGAUCUCCCAUCUCCCAGUGGCUUUAACAAUAGCUAUGGAAGUAUGCAGUUUCAGGAUGGGUUUGAUACAGCAGAAUUCGUGGCUAGCCUCAUCGUUGAACAGGAUGAAUACCAUUGUGAAGGAUUAACAGGUCAGGGGAGCUCAGCUGUUGAUGGUCGGAACCUGAACAAUGGUUCUGCUGGCAGGCUAUCAGCCGGCCCACAGAGCCCACAGAAGGGAGUGUAUGGUAAGGACGGUGGAUCAAGCAGUAACACUGACACUACAGUGCUCCAAGGUUCCUGUUUGCAGGCCAAAGACAGGGCAGAAUAUGGUUAUCCGCUCCAGAACAAAAACCCCAUCAGAGAGUUCAACAGAGACUGCAAAGUUACUGAAAAAGCAAAUCGAAAGCGGAGUUCAAUAUGGAAUGAGCCAGUCGGAAUGAAUAAAAAGGGUUCCUUCAGUUCCCCAGAGACAGCUUCUGCAAGCCAUGAGCCAAGUUCCUCACCAGGUACCGACCAGCCGUUCAUAACCAAAAAAUUCAUACAGUGAAGAAGCAUCAAGAAAGAGAAGCAUGUGUGUUUUUUUAGCAGCAUGGAGAUUCAUACAGUGAAGAAGCAUCAAGAGAGAGAAGCAUGUGUGUUUUUUUAGCUGCAUGGAGAUAUCUUACAUAUUGGCCUUGUUGGUAAAUGCUUUAUAUGGAGUGAGGAUUAGUUUUUUAUGGGUGUAUAAAAAUGUGUGUUGUCUUUAAGGAUAUUUGGGUGUUACAAGCAGUCUGGAUAGUAGAUGUAACAUUGGUGAAGACUCAAGAGAAGCAAGUGGGUUCUGAAAUAUCGAGAUAUCUUGAACUCAAGGUUGCAAGGAUACUACUUAAAUACUUGGCCAUAGCUUGUAGAUGCAGUGUGUGGAGUGAGGAUCACUUUGUGGAUGAAAACAUAUAUGUUUGUUGUACUAGAUAUAUAAGUAUGUAAUGUGUUCAAUGUAAAGAGGAACAAAGCAGGUGACCAUCCUUCUUUGUAGUAUUGUCCCUAAUGACUUAAAUUUAGGGAGCUUUUGGAUUUUAUUUUACUUUAUCAUUUGGUGUCCUUCUGUAUGGUUGUCUUGUCCCUAGUGGCUGAAACUCCAUGAUGUAUAUUUUCUCAGAAUAAAAGAGUGUUUUGAUUUUGUUUUCUUGAU